UCCCCGCGCGCCCGGCUUCCCGAAGCAACGCCCUGGCGACGGGACUGGGAACUCUCGGCGUGGGAGUUACCUUUCCGUUCGGCUUCCCCAGAAAGACCCCAAAGACCCGAAACCUGGGCGGGGGUGGGGUGGGCGGAGGGAAAUUCCUACCCGGCCCUCGGCACCCCCCUCCGCCCCCAGUUUUUGUCCCCGGUUCGCUGCCUUUCUCGCUCCGAUGCAGCCGAGCCUCACUACCACUUCUAGGUGGCCGUCCGGCGGAGGCGGUGGCGAGCUCCGGGGCUCUGGACAGGGAAAUGGGGCAGGUAGUGACACGCCGCCUCGGAGCUGGAGCCCGCGCAGAGCCCCGCAGGGCGAUGGACAGCAGAGCCCCCCGCGCGCAGGACGCCCUGGCGGCGCUCCCGCCGCCCGCCGCCCCAGCAGGGAGAAAACCAAAAGCCAAGGCACCACUUCCUCCAGCUGAGACCAAAUACCUUGAUGCCUCUUCAGUUGAUGAUACUGUAGACUCCUCUGCUUGCAUCAUGGAACAGAAAGAAAACAUGAUAGAUAAAGACAUUGAACUCUCAGUGGUGCUACCUGGAGAUAUUAUCAAAUCCACUACUGUUCAUGGCAGUAAACCUAUGAUGGACUUGUUGAUAUUCCUCUGUGCACAGUAUCACUUAAACCCAUCAAGUUACACAAUUGAUCUGCAGUCAGCUGAAAAUAACCCCAUUAAAUUUAAGCCAAACACACCAAUAGGAAUGUUGGAGGUGGAGAAAGUCAUUUUAAAGCCAAAAGUUUUGGAUAAGAAAAAACCUACACCUAUAAUACCAGAGAAAACUGUGAGAGUCGUGAUCAAUUUUAAGAAAACGCAGAAGACAAUAGUGAGAGUUAGCCCACAUGCACCACUUCAAGAACUUGCCCCCAUUAUAUGCAGCAAAUGUGAGUUUGAUCCACUGCAUACACUGUUGUUGAAGGAUUAUCAAUCUCAGGAGCCCCUUGAUUUGACAAAAUCUCUUAAUGACCUGGGACUAAGAGAAUUAUAUGCCAUGGAUGUCAGCAGAGCCACUUCUGUUACUGCCUCCAAUAAGUCAUCUUUACAAGAAUCCUGCCAAAUAUCACAAAACCUAGACAUUAUGAAGGAGAAAGACAAUAAAGGUUUUUUCAGCUUUUUUCAACGCAGUAAGAAAAAGCGGGAACAGACUGCAAGUGCUCCUGCAACUCCUCUAGUAAGUAAGCAUCGCCCGGCUUUUACUAGGUCCAAUACCAUUUCCAAACCGUACAUUUCAAACACGCUGCCAUCGGAUGCGCCCAAGAAGAGGCGGGCUCCACUGCCUCCAAUGCCAGGGUCUCAGAGCGCCCCGCAGGACCUUGCUCACAUCCAGGAGAGGCCAGCUUCUUGUGUAGUGAAAUCCUUGAGUGUGGAUGAAACAGAUAAGAAUCCCUGUGGAGCAGGCAUAGUGAGGACCGGCUCGCUGCAGCUCAGUGGUACAUCUGUUGGCAACUCAUCUUUGAAAAGGACAAAGCGAAAAGCACCUUCCCCACCCUCCAAAAUGCCCCUGCCUCUAAGUGAUGAAGAUAAUCAUGUGACUGUCCUGCAGGCGGGACGUGCAGUUCCUACAGACAGUGCUGUGGAAGCCAGCUGUCCCGAGGGGCCGUCCAACCCAGAUUUUACUUCUUUGGCAGAAGCCUCCCUUGGCCCUGGGCUCCCCAGUCACGAACAGUGCACUGUGCCCAGAUCGCCGGAUGAAGCCUCUCUCUCGGAGUGCCCUGGAACACCCGAGGCGGCCGUAGCAUCUCUGACACCUGGAAUAAGCUCUGAUCGUAGCCUUGAAGAGAUAGAUGAAAAGGAAGAACUGAGUGAAGUGCCUAAAGUUGAGGCUGAAAAUGUUUCUGUGAAGUCACAAGAUAUUCCUUUUGGAUCUACUGAUAUAAUAAAUACACUGAAAAACGAUCCUAACUCAGCCGUUGGCAAUGUUACUGGAGAGUCCGCACAAAACUCCAAAGAAGAAAAACAAGAAGCUAGAAACACAGAUGGACAAGGGCCACGCAUUAUGGUAUAUAAUGCAAGCAAUCAAGAGAGAGUAGUGGACAGUGUAAGAAACUUGAGGUCAUUGGGCUCAACCCAGGAAAAUGUAGAUCAAAAUGAAAUAAUUGUCAUUCCAACGGACACAGAAAAGAAUAUGAAAAAUGGAGUGAGAAUAACAGAAAUCAAUGUGGGAGGUGUUGCCAAAGAUAACAGUGUGGACAUGGGAGCUGACAGACUAUCAAACUAUCAGGCACAUAAAACUGAUACUGCUGAAAGUUACAAGGAAAAUCAUCUAGCUCCAUCAUUAGUAGCAGGCCAAAAACUGAAUCAACCUAGCGAGGAAAAGACAAAAAUGCAAGAUGCGGCGAUUCAGACAAACCCUUCCUCUGACAGUUUUGAGGGGAAUCACCAAGGUCAUCAUUUGUCUAAUUUCAAAGUUAAUGAAAGUGUGCAAACUCCAAGUAACGAUAAAUCAACUCAACCCUCAUCUCUAAGUCCCCAAGAUUCUGCUGUAGAUGCCUCAAGGAAAUUCAGGAGUCAGGGCCCCCUAAACGUACAUUCAGAGAAUCAACUCACCAUAAAAGGUCCAGUUUGUGCACGUGGUAAUGAUGGCCUUUUGCCUUCUGUAGAUGGGAUUGAUAAAAACUCAACUAUUUCAAAGAAUUAUCCACUUUAUAGACAAGACUAUGAUCCCAAGCCAAAACCUUCAAAUGAAAUCACAAGAGAGUACAUACCCAAAAUUGGAAUGACUACUUAUAAAAUAGUGCCUCCCAAGACCCUGGAGAUACUGAAAAAUUCGGAAUCAGAAACCACUGGGUAUAAAGAUGAUCACGAGAUCCAUACUUUAGGAAAAAAGCACACUGGUGAAAAUGUGAAAGAAACUGCAAUCCAAACAGAAGAUCUUGUUAUUUCCGACAACCCAAAGGAGCCACAGGCAGACCUUAAACUACAGCCGAGCCCAAGAACAGAGCAUCAGGUCCACGGCGUGGAGAACUCACCCUGCAUUGCCAUGGGGAGUCCUCUGAAACCUACUCCCAGAAUGACAAGGGACACUGGCACAGCUCCUCUCGUGCCAAAUUUGGAAGAUAUAAACAAUAUUUUGGAGUCAAAACUUAAAUCUCGGGUUUCAAAUCCCCAGACCAAACCAAGUUCUUUUUUCCUACAGAUGCAAAAAAGAGUUUCAGGUCACUAUGUGACAUCUGCAGCUGCCAAAGGUGUCCAUGUGGCCCCUAACCCUACUCCGAAAGAACUAAUAAAGAAAGAGGGGGAAAGGGAAGUGAUACCUCCUCCAGAACAAACUCUUUCUCCCUUAAGUAAAACAACUCCGUCUCCUCCACAGCCCCAGAUUAAAAAUGCUGAUGAUAACAUCAGCAACCAGAAGCCUACUGAAACCCCUCCACCUCCCAUAGCCCCGAGACCUGUUCCUCUUCCUGCGAAUCAAUUAGCUGCACUAAAUCUGAAGACUUUGAAAACUUUUGGUGCACCGAGACCUUACUCGAGCUCUGCUCCCUCACCCUUUGCCCUCGCUGUAGUGAAACGGUCACAGUCUCUCAGCAAAGUGCGCACAGUGUCAUGCAGUGAGGGUGCAGCUGCCCGACCUCCACCUGACACAGAAGAAGGGAAGGCUCCUUCUGUAAAUAAAUUUGUGGGCAUCCCACAACUACUUGUGAGUGAUAAGGGAAAUAACUCUGCACAUAAUGAACAGAAUUCCCAAAUACCAUCUCCAACUGACUGCCCAUCAUUCAUUCUUAAGAGACAAAGUUCUUUAACAUUCCAAAGCUCUGACCCAGAACAGAUCCGACAGAGUUUGCUCACUGCAAUCCGUUCUGGAGAGGCUGCUGCCAAAUUGAAAAGGGUUACUGUUCCAUCAAAUACAAUAUCUGUGAAUGGAAGGUCAAGACUCAGCCAUUCCAUGUCCCCUGAUGCCCAGGAUGGCCAUUAAAUGUGCCCUGUCGCAAUGCACUUCACCACCUCUGUUUCACAGAACAAUGUCAUGCUGAUGGAGAAUGUUGGCCAAUGUAUAUCCAGAUGUACACUAAUAUAUUGUCUAUUAAAGUGUAAGAAUUUGUGUUGUGGCUUUUAAUGCCAAAAGAAGAAUUACAGAAUUUAUAAGUUAUAAUAUUUUGGGCCUUUUUUUUUUUUUUUUUUUUUUGCCUUAAAAGCUGACUAUGCUGCUUUAGAACUUUAAGACAAGGUGUUAAUGACUUUCAUUUCUCUCAAAUGAGACUUCAUCACCUUUUGUGGAUUUCACUUACUGACACAUUCUCUACAAUGGUGACUUAGACAAAAGAAUAAAUUAAGAUUCAUAGACUUGUAUUUGUGUGACACAUAAAAAGGUAGGCAAAUGUAGAUCUGACAUUUGCUGCCUCAAUGUUACAGUUUAAUUGGAAUUGUUUAUAAGUUAUAUUAAAGUGUAUUUUGGCUGAAAGUAUGAUCUAGAGAUCUAAGAAUAUCAAAUAAGUAUAUUUGGUUCGACAGUUCAUUUAAACGAUGAAUCACUUAGUGUGCAAGCCUUAUCUUGUGUGUUCUUUAUGUAAUUACAAAAUCAAUGUCAAAUUUAUGGGAAGCUUAUAAUAUUUUAAUAUUUUAUUAACAUGGAACAUUUGUUUUUUUAAUCUUUAGAACUUAAAUUGCACAAGGAACAUUUUAAAUAUUUUUUUUUGUAUAUAAUCAUGACAUUGUUGUCACACAGAUAUUAUAUAUUUUAUGUGCCAGAAGCCUUAGAAAUCUUAUGAAAAUGUUGGUCUAUAUUGACAGUUAUUUCACAUUUGAUAUGUAGUGAGGAAUAGGGGUUAGUAUAUGUCCAUAUUGGAGAACUUCAAAGACUACUUGGAGGUUCCAGAAAUCUUUGUUUUAAUUAAAAUAAAAUGAUAAAGUCAUUAUGUAGUUCAGAUGCUAAUAUUCUAAAUAAUAUAUAUAUAUAUAUAUAUAUAUAUAUAUAUAUAUAUAUAUAUACAUUAAAGCUAAAACUAUUAAGCCAAACAAUGCCUAAUUUGUUGGCUUAUAACUGUAUUGGGGUCUAGAGCUCAUUCAUGUUCUAGUCCUACUUUAAGAAUCGAAUUGCUCAUUUAUUCUCAAAGCUUUGUCAAACAAGUUGAUGUUAAGUUGGUUUUCACUAAAUUAGCUCUUGGGAUGUCUGCCUCUUUGGAUGAUAUGUUGAUUUUUUCAAUGUUUAAUAAAAGCAAGUUAUAUGUUU
Prionailurus viverrinus (fishing cat) is the source of this 5201-nucleotide messenger RNA. RefSeq names its product cordon-bleu WH2 repeat protein like 1 (gene COBLL1). The record is from RefSeq and is a predicted model, not a curated record. Gene Ontology annotation, molecular function: actin monomer binding. The coding region runs from base 294 to 3947 and encodes 1217 amino acids. NCBI's taxonomy places the organism in Eukaryota, Metazoa, Chordata, Mammalia, Carnivora, Felidae. The transcript has 16 exons.